UGAGCUGAAUUUAUUAUGCCUAAAAUAAAUGGAGAUUGAGCAUAAAUUAAAUAAUUACAGUGAAAGGAGAUAACAUUUUUAACUAUUUCGUGAAUUAGUCCGAUAGCCAAGAUGAGUUUCCUCACAGUGGACCGCCAGACUCCGUCCACGAGCGCGGAAAAAGAGUCUGAAGAAACUGAGAAGAAUGAAGAUCUUGAGGUGGACAAUUCAUCCAGCGUGUUGCUCAAGAUCGCGACCCUGUAUGCCGAGCAGCUGAUGAGCGACCUUGUGCUGGAGGUCGGAGGAGUAGCCUAUCCAGCACACCGGCUCAUACUCUGCGCCAGCAGUGAGGUGUUCCAGGUGAUGUUGAUGAACCGCGAAUGGAGCGAGUGGCGUGAGAGCCGCAUUGUGCUUCAGGAGACACCUCAGGCCUCUGCUGUCUUUCCUCACUUUCUCAAGUAUUUCUACACAGGACAGAUCCGUAUAUCGCACAGCACAGUGCUUCCCGUACUCUCUCUUGCUGACAAAUACAAUGUUAAGGAUCUGGUAUCCCUAUGUCUUCGCUACAUGGGGUCUCACGUGGCGCAGGCGGCCAAGCGCGGGCGCCUGGUAGGCUGGAUGCAGUACACCAUGGCUUGUGGGCACGCUCCGGUUGCCAAGGCGUGCCAAAACUUCGUGAAAUGGAACGUGGAGUGGGUGUGGUCGGAGCAGGAGUUAGCAGAGCUCGAAGGCGAAGCAUUGCUGCAUUUGUUGCAGCAGUCCGAUCUAGUGCUGCACAAUGAAAUGACGCUUUAUCGAUUCGUAGUGCGGUGGCUGGAAUGUCAACGUGAGCGGCUCAACACCAGCGACCUGGCCGAGGCGGAGCAGAAAGCUCACUGGCAGUCGCUCGUGCCCGCUGUGUUCUCACACGUCCGAUUUCCCAUGAUGUGUCCUAACCAGCUGGCUAAGUUACUACUCUGUCCGCUCACGCAAGAGCACAAGGAGUUCUUCAUGGAGCGUAUGGCGAUCGCUAUGAGCUACCAGUCAGGUCAAUACGAACGCGUGGCAGAAAUCCAGCAAACAGAAGCAGGUCGCAUGCUGUUCACACCACGGUUGUACACAGAAGACACUUGGGGUUCGAUUCUCGGCGUGGACAACUUCCACUCGCUGCCCUGUUACCACACUAGGACAUUCAUCUUCUCCAGCAAAUCGAGCAUGGGCGCGUCGUCAAGCGACCGGCUCACGGAGUGGACGGUGGACCUGUACCCCAAGGGCGUGUGGUUCAAGAAGAGCAUGCUCAUCGUGUGGUCCGGGACCUUCGAUGUGCCUGAGGUGGUACUGCGAACGGUCCGCGUGUCCAUCACGUGCCAGAACCCGCCAGACGCGCCCGACUACGACGACCAGCAAGAACCCGACGUGAGGGUCAAGAUUGGCCUGCUCGUUUGGGGCGUGCAGAAAGGCGUGGAACAUAUCGCCUCUGUGGUCGAGAGAGUGCACAGGUUUUCUGCUCAAAACAGGGUAUUGAACAUAGAUGGCGCGCUAGACUUCGACGAGCUGAACACGCCGCUGUACUCGCCCGCCUGCCACCCGCACUGCCGCGACCCCUCGCAGGCGUCCGUCUCCUCACAGUCGCAUAAGGAGAGUUGUCCGAAAUGCAGCGAGAGAUGCGACAAUCCGGAGCCAAAGCAUCUAUUGGGACCCAACAGGGACCAACUCAGAAUCCAAGUAGUAAUCGUGCCUCUAACAGACUACUGUCACGUCGGUACCCCGGACACCGCCACAUGACCGGCUGUCGUCGAACCGACGCGUCCGAGUGUAGAGCCGACGCGUCCGCGCACGGAACCGACGCAACGCUUACCGAUACGCAGGAACUCUGUCAGUAUAAACUGGUUCUUUGGCUUCAACCGACACUAGUUUCAACAAAGCUUUUUAUUUAAGACUAGCUCUUGCCAGCGGCUUCGCUCGCGUUAGAAAGAGACAAAAAGAAGCCUAUGUCACUCUCCAUCCCUUCAACUAUCUCCACUUAAAAAAUCACGACAAUUCGUCGCUCCGUUUUGCCGUGAAAGACGGACAAACAAACAGACACACACACUUUCUUUCCCAUUUAUAAUAUUAGUAUGGAUAUUAUAGUUAGCUAACGUCACAUGACCGGCCGCCGUCGAACCGACGCGUCCGAGAGUAGAGCUGACGCGACAUCUCACGGAACCGACAACGACGGAACGCUUACCGAUACCACAGUAUAAUAAAGAGUACUUUGGCCACUCCCGCUCCCCGCUGAAAGUGCCGUCCACCCCCUCUUGGUUACCUCAAAGUUACCGCCUGUCAAAAACGCUAACAGUCGAC
Leguminivora glycinivorella is the source of this 2301-nucleotide messenger RNA. It is a transcript of the gene Tango10, whose product is annotated as BTB/POZ domain-containing protein 17. The coding region runs from base 112 to 1743 and encodes 543 amino acids. Gene Ontology annotation, molecular function: protein binding. The transcript has 15 exons. NCBI's taxonomy places the organism in Eukaryota, Metazoa, Arthropoda, Insecta, Lepidoptera, Tortricidae. The record is from RefSeq and is a predicted model, not a curated record.